Messenger RNA from Amphibalanus amphitrite, 3130 nucleotides. RefSeq names its product zinc finger protein 835-like. Gene Ontology annotation, molecular function: histone methyltransferase activity; protein binding. Bases 165 to 2582 code for a protein of 805 amino acids. The record is from RefSeq and is a predicted model, not a curated record. NCBI's taxonomy places the organism in Eukaryota, Metazoa, Arthropoda, Thecostraca, Balanomorpha, Balanidae. The transcript is spliced from 11 exons. Gene Ontology annotation, cellular component: nucleus.
AGUUUUGCUGCAGUACCACGUGAGAGCACGCGUCGUGUGUUGCUAGUGAUGCGCACUUCAACUUUGACUUCAACUUAUUCUCAUCAAGGCCAUCUAUAGAAUUCUCAAUUCUCAUUCUGAGCGGACUCGCACAGAAAACGAGGGAUCUUGAUUUGGAGAUUGAGAUGGAUCAGCAUGAUCCACCAGUGUCUGAACUACUGCCGCUCAUGCGGGCUGCAUCAAUGUCACCAAAAGGAUCAAACUGGUCUCUGGAGGGCUCCGCUGACAGCGACGGGGAAUGGGGUCCGUCACAGAGUGUGAGGAAGUCUCAGAGGCCGAGGAACUGCACUCCCAUAGACAGUGGCUCUGAGAGCGACUUUCGGCCAGUUGUGAAGGAGGAGAUAAAGAUUGAAGUCACUUCACCAAGGGUUGAGCGGCCGUCGUCUCCCUCGGUGUCGGACGACGAUCCUUUCUCGGACCGCGCUCUGCAUUCUUUAGUGAAGGAGGAAAAGUACCGACCUCGAUCACCGUCACCGUCUGAGGACUUCAUCGGGUUUACUGAGGUGGACCGGGACAGAGCCUGUUUCAUCUCCAAUGCAAAAAGGAGUCUGUUACUUGGUUGUUCGUCUGCCAUUCGAGACUCUACUGAAGUUUUUGCUGAUACAGUGUUCAUCAAGAGUCAACGUCUCGUCAUUAACUACCGUGAUGUGGACGGUCUCGAUGAUAGUAACAUAUUUUGUGACGUGUGCUGCCGCGAUUGGGACGGUGAAUGUCCCGUCCAUGGACCGCUAAAGAUCAUACACGAUACCAAGGCACGACCCGGUAUCGGAGAUGUCGACAGGGACGUCAAGACUCUCCCGCCUUCUCUCAGCUCUGGUCAGUCGACAAAUCCAGCGUCUGGCACCGGAGUUUUGGCGGAGAAGGACAUACCUGCGCGCCAAAGACUCGGUCCUUACGAGGGAACCUUGACCACCGAGCAGGGUCAGGCCCGAAGUCGAACAACCGGGUACAGAUGGCAGAUCAAGAAGGGUAAGCGCGUGCAUCACUCGGUGAAUGCCGAAGACCCGAGCUGCAGCAACUGGCUCAGAAGGGUCAACUGUGCCCGCUCGGAGGAAGAACAAAACCUAGUGGCCUUCCAGUACCGGGGCCAGUUAUACUUCAGGACGUCAAAGCCCGUUCCGCGGGGCUCUGAGCUGCUGGUGUACUACGGAGACGACUCGGCCCGGGAGCUGACCGUCCACUCGGAGACGUCUGAGGAGUCUGUGACUUCCUCUCCGGCCGGACCGUCAUCUUCAGGCAUCAGUGGCUCGGUCCAAUGUCCCCAAUACGGCUUCAGAUGUUUGGGAAAACAUUGUCUGGACGGACACGUGAAGAGAAGUCACGGCCAUAUGGGCAGGAACGGCAGAUUGAAGUGCGAGUGGUGUCAAUUCUCGACCGACAGGUCCGACUGUAUGAAAGACCACCGCAGAACUCACACAGGGGAACGGCCAUACGGCUGCUCCAUCUGCAAGGCACGGUUCUCUAGGCGGUCAAACCUCAUCAAACACAUGCGGACCCACACGGGAGAGCGGCCAUACGGCUGCUCUAUCUGUACGGCACGGUUCUCUGUUCGAGCAAGCCUAAACAACCACAUGCGGAUUCACACUAGGGAGCGGCCAUACGGCUGCUCCAUCUGCACGGCCCGGUUCACUGAACGGUCCACCUUCACCAGACACGUGCGAACCCACACUGGGGAGCGCCCAUACGGCUGCUCUAUCUGUACGGCACGGUUCUCUGUUCGAGCAAGCCUAAACAACCACAUGCGGAUUCACACUAGGGAGCGGCCAUACGGCUGUUCACAUUGCCAUGCUCGGUUCGCUGAACGGGGAAACCUCAAGGCACACAUGCGGACCCACACUGGUGAGCGGCCGUACGGCUGCUCCAUCUGCAAGGCACGGUUUACUCAAGGGGCAAAUCUCACCUCACACAUGCGUACCCACACUGGGGAGCGGCCGUACGGCUGCUCACACUGCCAGGCCCGGUUCACUAGGCGGUCACACCUUAACGAACACAUGCGAACCCACACGGGGGAGCGGCUGCACGGCUGCUCCAUCUGCAAGGCACGGUUCACUAAUUGGUCACACCUUAACGAACACAUGCGGACUCACACUGGGGAGCGGCCAUACGGCUGCUCACACUGCCAGGCCCGGUUCGCUAACCAGUCACACCUCACCGGACACAUGCGGACCCACACUGGGGAGAGGCCGUACGGCUGCUCCAUCUGCACGGCACAGUUCACUAAACGGUCAAACCUCAACAACCACAUGCGGACCCACACUGGGGAGAGGCCGUACGGCUGCUCCAUCUGCCCGGCACGGUUCACUGCUCGAUCAAGUCUUAUCAACCACAUGCGUACCCAUACGGGGGAGAGGCCGUACGGCUGCUCACACUGCCAGGCUCGGUUCGAUCAACGGGCAAAGCUUAUCAGACACAUGCGGACCCACACGGGGGAGCGGCCGUACGACUGCUCACACUGCCAGGCCCGGUUCGCUCAACGGGCAAAGCUUAUCAGACACAUGCGGACCCACGUGAAGAGCGGCCGCACGGCUGCCACUACUGUCUAACGGUUCAGCAGUUUGAUGCAAAAACUCGAUUUUAACUGGUGCACAGUUUUGAUAAUUACACAGGCUUGACUGAUGCGGUAAAUGGCUUGAUUGGAGAAAUGCAAUGCUGAAAUAUGCCGACAAGUGCAUGACCGGCUGCCGUCAUACGUUUGAUAUAUUAUAUUAUUAGUGUUAUACAUCUUUUAACGCCCAAUUUAGGGCGGCAGUGCGCACAUUUCAGUAAUAGUGCGGGCGAUUCCGACAGUAUGCUAUGGUCUGGGCGAUUUGUCGCAAUCGGUUGCACUAUUACUGAGCUGCGUGCACUAUGUCUAUAUUUAGCCGUAAAAAGGUGUAGCUGUGGUUCUCGUUUGUGAGCUUCUUGGCUACCCGUGUGAGUGUCACAUCUUGUUUCUUUAUGUUAACACACGGUGAUUCAGUAGUUGUGUUCUAAACUAUCCGCCUCCACAUAGGAGUUAAGGAGUGUCGCUGUUUGGUACAGUGUCGUAGCGCUGUAAUUUGUGAAUAAUGUCCAGCUACGUUGAGGGACAAUACAUUCUUCGUGACCACCA